Messenger RNA from Sinocyclocheilus grahami, 3942 nucleotides. RefSeq names its product sodium channel protein type 2 subunit alpha-like. Bases 56 to 3928 code for a protein of 1290 amino acids. Gene Ontology annotation, biological process: sodium ion transmembrane transport; membrane depolarization during action potential; calcium ion transmembrane transport. The transcript is spliced from 21 exons. Lineage: Eukaryota; Metazoa; Chordata; Actinopteri; Cypriniformes; Cyprinidae. The record is from RefSeq and is a predicted model, not a curated record. Gene Ontology annotation, molecular function: voltage-gated sodium channel activity; voltage-gated calcium channel activity. Gene Ontology annotation, cellular component: plasma membrane; voltage-gated calcium channel complex; voltage-gated sodium channel complex.
CCUGAAGACCAUCGUGGGCGCGCUGAUCCAGUCGGUGAAGAAGCUGGCAGACGUGAUGAUCCUGACGGUCUUCUGUCUCAGCGUCUUCGCUCUCAUCGGCCUGCAGCUCUUCAUGGGGAACCUGCGGCAGAAAUGCGUCCGCAGCACCGCGCACUGUCUCAACACCACCUUACCUUCACACAACAACAGCACUUUCUUCUGCAAUAACAGAACCUGGUCCUCGCUGGAGAACUUCAUCACUAAUGAAGAUAAUUUCUUCAAAGUGGAGGGAGCCAAGGAUGCCUUAAUAUGUGGGAACGCAAGUGAUGCUGGCAAAUGUCCAGAUGGUUUCGAAUGUAUGAAGACUGGACGAAACCCGAACUACGGCUACACCAGCUUCGACACCUUCGGAUGGGCUUUUCUCUCGCUUUUCAGACUCAUGACACAAGAUUACUGGGAAAACCUCUAUCAUCACACGCUGCGCUCGGCGGGAAAAGCGUACAUGGUGUUUUUUGUGCUGGUGAUCUUCCUGGGCUCCUUUUACCUGGUGAACCUGAUCCUGGCUGUGGUGGCCAUGGCGUACGAGGAGCAGAACCAGGCCACCAUCGCAGAAGCCCUGCUGAAAGAACAAGAGUUUCAGCUCGCCAUGGAGCAGCUGAAGAAGGAACAGCAGACGGCUCAGAAAGCACAAGAAACCGAGUCCAUCUUGACGGCCGAUGUGUCGCCGUUCUCCUCACAAGGCAAAGGGAAUCUGGACCGGAGGAAAAGCUCGAGGCUGCUGUCAGAAGGAACAGAGGACGGCAGCAACGACAAAUCAGCCAAGAUAGACACUAUAGAGGGGAUGAAGCAAACGCACUCUUUGCUGGUCCGCACUCUCUCCUUACGGGCCAGACGGGAGAGUCAGGUCAGCAUCUUCAACUUCCGGCCGCCGAACAAAGACUCGGAGGUGGAUUUCGCCGAUGAUGAGUUCAGCAAUCACGGUGAUUCGGACAGCCGCGGCGGGGCGCUGGCGCUGCCCUGGAGCAAGAGAAGGACCAGCGCUCAGAGCACCUGCAGCCACAGCUCGCAGUUCUUCUUCCCGAGUCUCAACAUCAACGGGAAACUCUUCGUGGCCAUAGACCAGAACGGCAUCUCGGGCCAGGGACCGCUGUCUCCUCUGCCGCUGCCGACAUGCACCAUGGAGAAGGUCAAGGAGGAAAGCGGACACAACUCCAGCAAUGAGCUGAGCAGUAUGCUCCUGCCCCAGCUGCCCCAGGAGGGCCGAGACCGGACCCUGAGCGCCACCAGCUACAUCACUGACGCCAUGGAAGAGCUGGAGGAGGCGCAGCAGAAGUGUCACCCGUGCUGGUACGUGUUUGCACACAAGUACCUGGUGUGGACGUGUGGCCCCAGCUGGCUGAAGAUGAAGGAGUGGGUGAAGUUCAUGGUGAAUGAUCCGUUCCUGGAUCUGACCAUCACUAUCUGCAUCGUUCUCAACACGCUCUUCAUGGCUCUGGAGCACUAUCCCAUGACAGACGAGUUCAACCGCAUGCUGUCUGUGGGGAACCUGGUGUUCACAGGCAUCUUCACAGCGGAGAUGGUCCUGAAGAUCAUCGCUCUGGAUCCGUAUUAUUACUUUCAGCAGGGCUGGAACAUCUUUGACAGUCUGAUCGUGAGUCUGAGUCUCAUGGAGCUGGGUUUGUCCAACGUGGAGGGUCUGUCUGUCCUGCGCUCCUUCAGACUGCUGAGAGUCUUCAAGCUGGCGAAGUCGUGGCCGACGCUGAACACGCUCAUAAAGAUCAUCGGGAACUCGGUGGGCGCUCUGGGGAACCUGACGCUGGUUCUGGCCAUCAUCGUCUUCAUCUUCGCCGUGGUCGGCAUGCAGCUGUUCGGGAAGAACUACGAGUCGUGCGUCUGCAAGAUCUCCAGGGACUGUGUGCUGCCCCGCUGGCACAUGAAGGACUUCUUCCACUCGUUCCUCAUCGUUUUCCGGGUCUUGUGCGGAGAGUGGAUCGAGACCAUGUGGGACUGUAUGGAAGUGGCGGGCCAGCCGCUCUGCAUCCUGGUCUUCAUGCUGGUCAUGGUCAUCGGGAACCUCGUGGUCUUGAACCUCUUCUUGGCGUUGCUCCUGAGCUCCUUCAGCGCAGACAACCUCUCAUCUCCGGAUGAGGACGGCGAAAUGAACAACCUGCAGAUCGCCAUCGCUCGCAUCCAGCGCGGGAUGCUGUGGCUCCGGCAGGCGCUCUGCGACUUCUUCAACGGGAACUUCAAGCGGCGCCGGCAGAAGGCCAAGGAGGCCAAAGCCAUGCUGAAGCUGAAGAGACUGAGCCAGCAGACGCACUGGGCCGAGGGCAACGGGACAGCCGUCAUCGAGCGCGCCGCGGAGGACGACAGCUAUAUGACCAACCCGAACCUCACCAUCAGCGUCCCCAUCGCGCCCGGAGAGUCCGACCUGGAGUUCCCCGAGGAAGAUGAUGAGGAGGAGGAGGAGGAGGAAGAUGAGUCCAGUGAGAGCUCAGAGGAGCGAGAGGAGACCAAACAGAGUGAUGACACCAGCCUAUCAGAGGGCAGCACGAUCGACCUCAGGAAACCCGGCGAGGAAGAGGAUGAAUACUCUGAGACGGCUGAAGAGGCCAUGGAGCCAGAAAACUGCCUUCCUGACUUUUGUGUACGUCACUUUAAGUGCUGUGAUAUCAACACGUCCGAGGGUCUUGGUCGAGCCUGGUGGCGUCUGAGGAAGACGUGUUAUCAGAUAGUGGAGCACAGCUGGUUUGAGACCUUCAUCAUCUUCAUGAUCCUCCUCAGCAGUGGAGCGCUGGCAUUUGAAGACAUUUACAUUGAACAAAGGAAAGUGGUCAAAGUGGUGCUUGAAUACGCAGACAAGAUCUUCACCUACAUCUUCAUCUUGGAAAUGAGUCUGAAGUGGAUCGCCUACGGUUUCAGGAAAUACUUCACCAACUACUGGUGCUGGCUGGACUUUCUCAUUGUGGCUGUGUCUCUCGUAAGCCUUGUAGCAAACACGCUAGGCUACUCGGACUUUGCUGCCAUCAAAUCUCUCAGAACGCUCAGAGCCCUCAGGCCACUGAGAGCGCUGUCCCGGUUUGACGGCAUGAGGGUGGUGGUGAACGCUCUGAUCGGCGCGAUCCCGUCCAUCAUGAACGUGCUGCUGGUGUGUCUGAUCUUCUGGCUGAUCUUCAGCAUCAUGGGAGUCAACCUGUUCGCCGGGAAGUUCGGCCGCUGCGUCAACCGCACCGGCUUCAUCUUCAACGCCUCCUUCAUCAACAACAAGAGCGAGUGCUUGGAGAUGAACAGCACGCAGUACUACUGGUCCAAAGUCAAGGUCAACUUCGACAACGUGGGCGCCGGGUACCUCUCGCUGCUGCAAGUGGCCACGUUCAAGGGCUGGAUGGAGAUCAUGUACGCCGCGGUCGACUCACGAUCUGUGGAAGAGCAGCCCAUUAAAGAGAACAGCCUGUACAUGUACCUGUACUUCGUCAUCUUCAUCAUCUUCGGCUCCUUCUUCACGCUCAAUCUCUUCAUCGGUGUCAUCAUUGACAAUUUCAACCAACAGAAGCGAAAGUUAGGAGGACAGGACAUCUUCAUGACAGAAGAACAGAAGAAAUAUUACAACGCCAUGAAGAAACUGGGAUCCAAGAAACCUCAGAAACCCAUCCCAAGACCUACUAACUCGAUCCAAGGAUUCUUCUUCGACUUGGUGUCCAAACAAGCCUUUGACAUCAUCAUAAUGCUGCUGAUCAUCCUCAACAUGGUGACGAUGAUGGUGGAGACGGACGAGCAGUCUCCCAGCAUCGAGUAUAUACUCUACUACAUCAACCUGGCCUUCAUCGUCAUCUUCACCACCGAGUGCAUCAUCAAGCUCAUCGCGCUGCGCUGCUACUUCUUCACCGUCAGCUGGAACAUCUUCGACUUUGUGGUUGUCAUCCUCUCCAUUGUGGGGUUAAACGCUUAAAGACACACCGUCGC